CCACAAGAUGGCGCUGUGCUCUCUGAGAUGUCCCCAUGCACUUAUCGUUCUUUCUUUGAUAUUGUUGGUUUAACAUGGAGUCGGGACAUGCUUGUUUCUGCUGAAAGUUCUUGUCUCUGUAGGUGAUUUGGGGUAUUCUAAGGGUUGUGAAAGGCUUCUCUUCCAACUGAGCUCUUGUAAUUUCUCUUCAAUAAAGCUGGUUAGGUGAAAAUGUCAUUUAAAUUCAAUUUCUGUAUUGAAGAAGCAGAAGACUGUUCAGUGGAAUGUACUGGACUUUCAGACCCAAAAGAAGAGAAACCAGAGAAUAGUAUGCAACUCUCAGGAGACAAAGAAGUACAGAUGAAAUUAUCUACUAAAAAUAAAGAGAAGGGAAUAGCACUGAAUUCUUGCUUCUGUAAUAGUGAUGUAUUAGACGACAGCAAUAUGAGCAAGGACAAAGCUGAAGAAAAAACAGUUUGCUGUAAACCAGCCAUCGAACAUAAAAUUCCACAAGAUGUUAAUGAAGUGAUGGAAAAUAAAAUAGUUGAACAAACCUCAGGUCUACAGUUUGUAAAUGUAUCUGUAGUGGAAAUGACAUUGUCCAAUGAAGAUCUGCAUGGUGAAAAUAUAGUGAGUAAAACUGUUACAGCGAACUCUGAUCUGAUUUCUGGGGUGUAUGAAGGCGGUAUGAAAAUUUGGGAGUGCACAUUUGAUCUCCUCAGAUAUAUUGAAGACGAAGAUGUCAGCUUCAAAGGAAAAAGUGUUUUGGAUCUUGGCUGUGGGGCUGGUUUGUUGGGAAUUGUGGCUCUGAGGAGAAAAGCCAGAGAAGUGCAUUUUCAGGACUACAACAGCACAGUGAUAGAAGAGAUCACUAUACCUAAUGUAUUGGUCAACUGUGACAGUUCUGAUGAAAACGGAGAUGUUACCGAAGAACCAAGUGAAAAAAUAUUUAAAAAGCCAAAAACCCAUGCAGGGCUUCUAUCAAAGUGCCGCUUCUUCUCUGGCGAUUGGUCAAAUUUCACACUGUUAAUGCAAAAUCAAACGCCAUCUGUGAAAUAUGAUAUUAUUCUUACAUCAGAGACCAUAUAUAAUCCUAAUUACUAUGAUGCUAUGCAUGAUCUCUUUCAGCAUCUAUUGGCUGACAAUGGGACUAUAUACCUAGCUAGCAAGUCUCAUUACUUUGGUGUAGGAGGGGGGGUCCUAUUGUUUGAGACUUGUAUUAAAAAGGGCAACCGUUUCAAUAUAAAUACCCUCAAGACACACGAUGAUGGACUUCAAAGAAUGCUUCUGAGCUUGUCAUUUAAAGACUGUUAAAAAAAAAAAAAAUGUAUUGUCUUUUUGUAAUAAACUGAUGCAUUAUUUUUUUAUAUACA
Molecule: messenger RNA, 1352 nt
Organism: Rana temporaria (common frog)
Lineage: Eukaryota; Metazoa; Chordata; Amphibia; Anura; Ranidae
Product: histidine protein methyltransferase 1 homolog
Exons: 2
Coding region: 211-1293 (360 amino acids)
Biological process (GO): peptidyl-histidine methylation, to form tele-methylhistidine
Molecular function (GO): protein-L-histidine N-tele-methyltransferase activity
Source: RefSeq, a predicted model, not a curated record